GCGGUGUUGGAUUGACUUGCUGGUGUGGCUGCUGACAUUUUCCCCUUCAUUUCGUAUCGCAGCACUUUUCGCGUUGGACGUGGACGAUCGUCAAGUGAAUUUAGUGAAAUUUAAGGCAUUUUCCGGUGAAAUUGUUCGCUGCAAUAGCAUUAAAUAAAGCACAAAUCGCAAUGAGGAACUUCGUGUACGCCGCCGUUUUGGGUCUGUUUGCCCUGAGCCAGCUGAGUGUGGCCAACGAGGACAACUCCGCUCGAUUGUUGGUGUCCAAGCAGAUCCUUAAUAAGUACCUGGUCGAGAAUCGGGACAUUGUUGUAAAGUAUACGCUUUACAACGUUGGAUCCGGAGCGGCCGUCAACGUACAGCUCGUCGAUAACGGAUUCCAUCCCGAAGCAUUCACCGUCGUCGGAGGUCAGCUGUCGGCCACCAUCGAUCGCAUUGCCCCGCAGACCAAUGUCACCCACAUUGCCGUGGUGCGGCCGAAGGCCUACGGUUACUUCAACUUCACCGCCGCCGAGGUCAACUACCAGCCAGCGGAGGAAGUGACCGAGCUGCAGUUCGCCGUCAGUUCCGAGCCUGGUGAGGGUGCCAUCGUUGCCGAGGCCCAGUUCAACAAGCAGUUCUCGUCGCACUACCUGGAUUGGUUCGCGUUUGCCAUCAUGACCCUGCCCUCGUUGGCCAUCCCAUACGGACUGUGGUUCAGCUCCAAGUCGAAGUACGAGCUGUUGGCCAAACCGACGAAGAAGGUGAACUAAGGGCCAAAUUUGCUGUUCUAGGGUAAGAGCUGAAGGCGAGGCAGAUUUUUACUGCUUCGGGUGUCUCCUAAUCCCCGAAAUAAACCCGCUUCGGGAGGAGUAGGAUACUAUUUUCGGAAAGACUAAUUUAUUAACAUGUAAGGACGCGCUUUUCCGUUUCUCAUCACUCCCAAGCCACCCAGUUUCUCUUUAUUGUUGCCGUGUUUUUUUAUAAGUUCGAACGUGAUUCAGAGGGCAGAGUUCAAAAAGCAAUGAGAGAAGUUUUGCAUUUUUGUGAAUUAUCAGCCAUGGCUGUUGUAGUGCAGUAAGACUUUGGUUUGUUACAUCGAGUCAUACCAUCAGAAUAAAUGAGAUUGAAAACUUUAUGAAACAA
Molecule: messenger RNA, 1125 nt
Organism: Aedes albopictus (Asian tiger mosquito)
Lineage: Eukaryota; Metazoa; Arthropoda; Insecta; Diptera; Culicidae
Gene: SsRbeta
Product: translocon-associated protein subunit beta
Exons: 3
Coding region: 171-752 (193 amino acids)
Cellular component (GO): membrane; endoplasmic reticulum
Source: RefSeq, a predicted model, not a curated record